AUGGUGAACAAAGCUGCUCUUCAGGCCCUAAAGCGUAAGAAGAGGUACGAGAAGCAGCUUGCACAGAUAGACGGCACGUUAUCAACAAUUGAAUUUCAGAGGGAAGCCCUUGAGAAUGCCAACACGAACACUGAAGUGCUUAAGAAUAUGGGUUUUGCUGCUAAAGCUAUGAAAGCUGCUCAUGACAACAUGGAUAUUGAUAAAGUAGAUGAAUUAAUGCAGGACAUUGCAGAACAGCAAGAGUUGGCAGAUGAGAUUUCAACAGCCAUCUCAAAGCCAGUAGGAUUUGGGGAAGAAUUUGAUGAGGAUGAACUCAUGGCAGAACUAGAGGAACUAGAACAAGAAGAACUAGACAAAAACUUGCUGGAAAUAAGUGGUCCCGAGACAGUACCACUACCAAAUGUGCCCUCAAUAUCAAUACCGUCAAAGCCAGCCAAGAAGAAAGAGGAAGAAGAGGAUGAUGACAUGAAAGAGCUGGAAGCUUGGGCAGGAACCAUGUAACCACAGCAGUAACUGGCUGAAAAAAGACUUUGAUUACCUAUUCUGGGUGCAAAUGUGUUGUGUUGAGGAGAAAGCAUACGCAAAAUGUCUUUAUCUUUAAUUUUAACCCAAAGCAGUGGGAACUGCAUUGCUGUUUUCUGCAUAGCAUGGUCUGCCCAAAGGAAAGAAAGGGGAGCAGGGGGAAUUGCCUGCCGUUUAUAUGGUUGAAUUUCUGUAAAAAGGUAUUUGCAAAAAUCAAACCUUCAGCUUUUGGACUGUGCUACUGCCACUGCUGGAUCUUCAUCUUCAAAAGUUUGGGCCAUAUUGAAUUGAAAUAAGCUGAAAAACACUCUGUAAUUUUAAGUCAGUUUUAGUGUGUCUAGAAGUCUUGUAAGGCAUUUAAAACCAGGAAAAGUCGUAAGCCACCAUCGGCUUCUUAUUGUGUUUAGGUGCAAGAAUGCUUUAGGUUUUUAGUUCUUUGCAAGUUCUAUUUAUAUCCCUCGACUGAUGUGUGGCCAGCCUUGUGUUUGUCACCGCAACGAUGUAGUCACUAUUCCCAUUUUAAUUGGUGAUAAUGAUUUGCAAUUGACAAACGCUGUCUUGGAAAUAGGGAAGAUUUAAAUUUCAGUUGUACAUUUUUCUACAUAGCACUACAAUGUUUAUGGCUUAUUUGUGAUAAUUGAUAACCCAUUCAGAUACGUGCACACAAUUAUUUUAAUUAAGAAACUACUAUGGAUUGCACUGUAUUAAAUAUCUUGAUUAAUUUUC
Molecule: messenger RNA, 1248 nt
Organism: Charadrius vociferus (killdeer)
Lineage: Eukaryota; Metazoa; Chordata; Aves; Charadriiformes; Charadriidae
Gene: CHMP4B
Product: charged multivesicular body protein 4B
Exons: 5
Coding region: 1-501 (166 amino acids)
Biological process (GO): vesicle budding from membrane; late endosome to vacuole transport via multivesicular body sorting pathway
Cellular component (GO): multivesicular body; cytoplasmic side of plasma membrane; ESCRT III complex
Source: RefSeq, a predicted model, not a curated record